AUGGGUCCAAUGCCUUGGGCCCGAUGGGUUCAAUUUGCGUUUAGGGGAAAAGAUGGGAAGAGAGGAGUUGAUGUGAUUGGGGGAGGUGACUUUGCCAGCGAUGGUGACUAUUCCAGUGACAGUGAUUUUUUCGGUGACUUUUCCAGUGCCGGUGACUUUGCCGACAACUUUUCCGAUGCCAGAAAGAAAAUAGGCAAAUGGAAGUCAGUUAUGGGCUGUUUGGUAUCAUGUUUGCUUACUGAGGAUUGGGAAUUUAAAGCCCAACCCCUGUUUGGAAAGCUCACCCGAGAGGAAGAACAACCAAGCCUAGCCGCCUCUGCUCUUCAUCUUCUUCCUUCCAUCCACCAAUUCCUGCUAAAUCAGUUCUUGCUCGAGUUGAAAUUACAGCCUAACCUUCAAGCAGAGCAGGGGUUGGGGGCAAUGAUAUGUUUCAUUGAUAUUUAUGGUGGUUUCAACACUAUUCAGUGUAAGCCACUAAUGAUGGCAAUUUCCUUGUUUAAAGGAUACCUUAAUUUUAUCUCGGGUUUGGGGUUUCCUCCAAAUUUGGAGGCUUUUCAUCUUCUUCCUCUUCCUUUGUUUGCUACAGCUCCCAGUUUCCUCUACAUCUUCGUGCUUCCUAUAUUAUCCAUUCCCAUAGAGGUGCUUGAUUUGAUGAAUCCCCUGUUUCACCUCCGAAGAUUGAACAAUCUUCCCCACCUAAAACCCACCAUUUUCUCUGGCCGUAGUCUCCUCCAAAUCCAAGCUCAGCUCACCACCACUGGCCUCAUCUACUCUAACCCUUCUUGUCUUCUUUCACUCCUUAAUCUUACCCUUUCAUGCCCUGAAACUCUUCACUAUGCCACUGCCAUUUUCAGCCACAUCCAACAGUCAAAUGCGCCAACCUGGCCUCUUAUGGUCCGCAGGCUCGCUUUAGACACCGACCCUUUUCAGAUUUUCUCUUUGUUCAAUACUAUGCAAAGGCUGAGACGAAAUGACCCACUUGGUGAUCCUUAUGUAUAUGCUUCAUUGGUUAAAGCCUGUAAUAAGUUGUCGGCUAUCCGAGAAGGGAAAUCGAUUCAUUGUUAUGUUGUUAGACUCGGUUUAGAUUAUAAUUUGAAUAUCUUGAAUAGUUUAAUCAAUUUCUAUUCGUGUUCGAGGAACUUGAUGGGCCUUGCAUGUGUUCUGUUUGAUAGAAUUGCUGAGAAGACUAUUGUUACUGUUAAUGGUAUGAUUUCUGGGUUCGUGAAGAAUGAGUCAUUUGAUGCUGGUUUGAAUUUGUUUAAACGAAUUCUGGUGUGUCUUUUCGGUUUGGAAUUGAAGCCCAAUUAUGUUACUUUAGUAAUAUUGAUUUCUGGUUGUUUUGAGUUUCGAAGACUUGAUGUUGGAAAAACACUUCAUUCUUACUGUCAUAAAACGGGUCUGGAUUCGGUAACAGAGGCAUGUAAUGCACUCAUUGAUUUGUAUUCCAAGUUUAAGUGUAUGACUGAGGCAUCACGUUUGUUCGAAGCAAUGGUUGAUAAAGAUUUGGUUUCAUGGAAUACUAUGAUUUCUGGUUAUGCUUCGGUUGGUGAAUACAUGAGAGCUUUCAUUUUGUUUAGCGAAAUGAGAUCAAAUAAUAUUGCAUUUGAUAGGGUAUCCUUGAUUAGUUUGAUUUUGGCUUCUGGUUACGGUAAAGAAAUUGAUUUGGUCAAAAUGGUUCAUGGCUAUAUAAUAGCUAGUGGAAUAGAGAUCACUGCGCCUGUUGGAACUACUUUGAUUAACAUGUACUCAAAAUGUGGAUCAGUAGAGUUUGCUAGAAAUGUGUUUUUCCAAUUACAAGACAAAAAUAUUGCUUCUUGGAAUGCUCUGGUUCAUGCGUAUGUUGAAUGUCAUCAUGAUCAUGAAGCGUUAGAAGUCUUCAGUCAGAUCAAAUUGAGAAAGCUAAAACCAGAUGAAGUAACCAUGCUAGGAGUAAUCUUAGCUUGCCGAAACUCUGGUGAAUUGUAUCAUGGCAUUGACAUUCAUUCGUACAUUGAAUCGAGUUCUCAUCUCAAUCAGAGCAUCAUAUUACAAAAUGCUCUUAUAGAUAUGUAUGCAAAGUGCGGAAACAUGGGCCGAGCUAAGUUGGUAUUCGAUGAGAUGCCCAGGAAAGAUGUUAUAUCAUGGACUUCAGUUAUAGUAGGCUAUGCAAUCAAUGGUCAGGGAGAGGAAGCUUGUGAUGCUUUUAGGAGAAUGGAGACUGAGAACGUAAAACCAAACUCUGUCACUUUUCUUGGUGUUCUCUCUGCUUGCAAUCAUGCUGGCCUAGUUGAGGAAGGCCAAAACUUCUUUCAUUCUAUGUGCAUGUCUUACCAUAUUCAGCCAAACAUUGAGCACUGUGGAUGCAUUAUUGAUAUGCUUGCACGAUCUGGGAGGCUAGAAGAGGCAGUAAAAUUUGUAAGGAAUUUGCCCGUCGGGCCAAACGCAGUUAUUAGGAGGAUGUUAAUCAAUGCUUGUAAAGUUCAUCGUGAUUUUGAUAUAGGAUUGAGUUUGAUCAGAGGGCUAAAGACUUUUUCACACAGUCCUGAAAAUUAUGUCAUCUCUUCCAAUUUGUUAGCUGAAGCAGGAAUGUGGGAUGAUGUCCUUGAUGAAAGAAGCUUGAUGGUGAAACAAAAAGUUCUAAAGGUUGCUGCAAUAGCAAUAAUAGGGAAAGCUUGCUCAAUAACAAUGAGUCAGAACUGA
Messenger RNA from Cannabis sativa, 2679 nucleotides. Its product is annotated as pentatricopeptide repeat-containing protein At1g06140, mitochondrial-like. Gene Ontology annotation, molecular function: RNA binding; protein binding. The coding region runs from base 1 to 2679 and encodes 892 amino acids. Gene Ontology annotation, biological process: RNA modification. The record is from RefSeq and is a predicted model, not a curated record. The transcript is spliced from 9 exons. Lineage: Eukaryota; Viridiplantae; Streptophyta; Magnoliopsida; Rosales; Cannabaceae.